AACAUUAUACUUCUAACUUCACUUUAUACACGUAAAAACAUAAUUUUAUUGGUCAACAAUUAUCGAAUAACACAAAUUCGGAGUAUAGGUAAGCAAAUAUUCUCGACAAAAUUAAUAUUCGAUAGAUAUCAAAUGAACGGUAUUAUUGUAAGUUUGCAUUGAUGUUGAUGUUGAUAAUACUAAAUGAUUGUGUCAAUUUCAAAUUUAAAUUACUACAAUAAGUCGUAACAUACGAAAAGAAUAUGUAAUUAAAUGCCACUGUGUUUCAAGUAGAUGACACCAUUUGUUGAAUAAAUUAAAAUUAAGGUUCAAGGUUAUUUCUGUGGUCAUUGGAGGUCGUUUCUCCCUGGAAUUGGGCUUCACUUUUAUUCGUAAAAGUAUAGAGAUGUACUCUAACUCCGAUAUACAUAUUGUAUACACGUCUAUGCUUUUACUCCUCUAACCUAUAAUAUUGAUUUCCGUACCGUCUCUCAGGUUUGUGUGAAACAUUGAUAAAUGCGGUUAAACCGAGUCAAACACCUAUCUAUUAAUUUUAUAUCGAAGCAAUGAUGCUUUCUUUGAAAAACAUUCAUCUUGUUUGAAACUUGUCAUUCGAUCUGAUCAUGUGAUGUUACUUAACCUAUUAAGAAGAUGCAAUAAUUAAUUUAAUUAUUGUACGUAUACAUAUUACUUAUUGUACACAUAAUAAUAUUCACACGUAUACAAAAUUAUUUUACUGCAAGCUCUGUGUAUUUCUUCGAUAUUAUUUUAUUCUUGAAUAAAUUUCAUAAAUCAAUGGAUUGUAUAAAGAUUUAAUUCUGAGUUUUUUUAAAUAUUGUAAUGCAACUGUGAAAACGUACAGAAGAUAUUGUAACACACACUAAUAAAAAAUAAUGGCAAGCACAGAAGAUACUGAAAGUAUUCCAGCUUGGGAACCAUUGAGAUUGACUUACAUCAAACCAUCUUUCAAUAAUCAAGAAUCAAUUUUAGCAGCACGUCAAGAUUUAUGGCACAAAUUCAUUGUUUACAAUAUAAGACAAUGUCAAUUAAAGGAAAUAAUGAAUAGGAUCAUUCUUGCUUGUGACCCUGAAGUCCUAUUGCCUGUUAAAUGUAAAGAGGAAUCCUCGAAUAAAAGUACUUUCUUGGUGAAAAGUGCUUCUGCUGCUAUUCAAAAUCUUGUGAAUCAAGGUUUAUGUCUAACUAUGCUGAAUGGAAAUGAGAUACGUAUAGAUAUUGUAUUAGGAUUUUUAUCGGUCACACAGUUACCAUUGAAUCCAAAUAAAAUUGUAGCACAAGCAUUGUAUUAUAGAUAUGAACGUACAAAAAAGGUCUUAAAUCUUGAUGAUUUUGAAAAUGAGAAGUCUUUGUGCUCCAUAUAUUGUCCCAUAUCUGUGCCCAGAGUACUACAGUUCGUUUUGAGAUGCACCAAAGUAGGAAUUAAUCAUGAUACAACACUACCUGUCCGUGAAUUAAGUUUAAAAUAUAAUAAAAUCACAGCCAUUCUACUGUUUGAGAAAUUUUUUAAUUAUCAUUUGACCAAGUUAGAUUUAAGAUAUAAUAAUAUUGGAGAUGUGGAUUAUUUACGCUAUUUUAGUGAAUUUAAAAUAAGUGAACUCUGGCUGGAUGGAAAUCCACUGUGUGCAAAAUAUAGCAAGUGUCGGGACUAUGUGCAAGCAGUAAAAAAUGUUUUUCCUCAUCUGCAAAAAUUGGAUGGAAUUAUAAUAGAUACAGAGCAAAAAUUUGUUCCUAUUCUUCAAAGUAACUUUUUAAGAGAUGGUACAAAAACUUGCCUUAUCAAACAAUUUGUGAAGCAUUACUUCACAUUAUAUGAUCAAGAUGAUAGACAAGUGAUGAAUGGAUUAUAUGACAGAGAUGCACUUUACUCUAUGACACUGGGGCCUAUUGUAAAUUAUGUUCAUAAACAAGUAACUAAAACAUUUAUUAUAAAUAGGAAUUUACUUAAAUUUGUUGAUUAUGCCAAGUGUCAAGAAUUCUUAUUAAGAGGCCCAGAAAAAAUCAUGUCUGCAUUAAGAAGUCAACCACCUACAAUACACAAUUUUAAAUCAUUUCACGUCGAUUUUUUGUACGAAGGCAAAACUGAUCUCGCAAUUUCUGUACAAGGAUUGUUUUCAUUCCGAGAUGUUGCUUGUCCGCCGAUGUUUUUCAGCAAAACUUUCAUCAUUAUGCAAAAAGAAGAUAACGAAUACUGCAUUACCAAUGAUCAGUAUUACAUCGAUGGAACACCCGCCAACAGUAAUGUGUCGAGUAGCAGUGAAUCAAAAUUUGAUACAAAGACUUCACCAAAAUUUGUACCAGCUGUGUUUAGUGUUUCGGAAAAGGAACAACUACUAUCGUUUCUGCAUGAAUUGACUACAAUGAACAUGAAAUUCUGCCACCAGUACCUUGAGGAGGCCAAUUGGGAUAUAAGGACGGCAAUUACAACAUUUAUGAACAUGUACACAGUAAAUAAUGUACCGCCCGAAGCUUUUCUUUUGUAAUGUACAAGAAUUCUAUUAACCAUAUAAAUCGAGGACUUACUGUAUUUAUAAAAUUAUUUACAUUGUAUUUACAAGAAAAUAAUCAUGUAAUUUUCAGUAAAAAUUUGUAUGUACAUAUACAUAUAACAGAAGGAAGUAAAAUAAAUCCAACAACU
This is a messenger RNA of Hylaeus volcanicus, 2632 nucleotides long. RefSeq names its product nuclear RNA export factor 2-like. Bases 873 to 2477 code for a protein of 534 amino acids. The record is from RefSeq and is a predicted model, not a curated record. Gene Ontology annotation, biological process: poly(A)+ mRNA export from nucleus. The transcript has a single exon. NCBI's taxonomy places the organism in Eukaryota, Metazoa, Arthropoda, Insecta, Hymenoptera, Colletidae. Gene Ontology annotation, molecular function: protein binding; RNA binding. Gene Ontology annotation, cellular component: nucleus.